Messenger RNA from Cyphellophora europaea CBS 101466, 423 nucleotides. RefSeq lists its product as uncharacterized. The record is from RefSeq and is a predicted model, not a curated record. NCBI's taxonomy places the organism in Eukaryota, Fungi, Ascomycota, Eurotiomycetes, Chaetothyriales, Cyphellophoraceae. Gene Ontology annotation, molecular function: oxidoreductase activity. The transcript has 4 exons. Bases 1 to 423 code for a protein of 140 amino acids.
AUGGCGGACACCGAGAAGGUGCGAAUGUGUUUGUUGAUUCCCCGCAAGAAAGGUAUCAGCAAGGAAGAGUUCUAUGAUCAUUGGGCAAAUGUUCAUGGACCUCUAGUCGCGCCAACCCUGAUCAAAUAUGGCGUUUCGAAUUAUGUACAAUUCCAUCGCAUUCCUCAUCGUGACGAGGCUAUUGGUGUUCCACCUCAGUAUGACGGGAUAGCCGAAUUCGUCUUUGAUAAAUACGAAGACAUGGAGGCGUUUUACAAAGAUCCUUUUUAUCUGGACGAGAUCCGAGCCGAUGAAUUGAGGUUCAUAGAUGUUGACAAUAUAGUCUUUAGCAUCGGAAGAGAUGUCGACGUGAUCAAGAAUGGCAAAAAUAUGUGCUCCAGUAGUAAGUCUACCGGUCAGGCGCAAGCUGCCACAGCAGUUUAG